AUGGCAGAUGCAGGAAUUACUCACAAUGGCUUCAAUGUCUUAAGUAGGAAAAGAACAGGAUCGGAGGAUCAAUGGCAUCGAGAAGAUUUCAUCGCGGCCAAGAAGGCGAUGAAACAGAUGAUAUGUGAGGACCCAGCGGCGGCUCUGUCCAGUGCCCGCCACGAAUUUGGCGAGCAUGGCGGCGUGAACAUGUCAAUUGAGGCCUCCGCCACCUUCACGGUCAUGGAACCAGAAACCAUGCGCCGUAUGUUCUCAGGAGAGCUUGGCCCCGAUCGUGACUUUUUUAUUUACAGUCGCCAUUUUAACCCUACCGUUCUGAAUCUCGGCCGUCUCAUGGCUUCCCUCGAGGGUACCGAGGCGGCCUACUGCACAGCCUCCGGCAUGUCCGCCAUCUCCUCUGUGCUCCUCCAACUCUGCAGCUCUGGCGGACACGUGGUCGCCUCUCGUACCCUGAUAGCUCACGAUAAGGGGGUUGUGGUGGUGGUGGACAACACUUUUGCGCCGAUGGUGAUGUCCCCGGCGAGGUUGGGUGCUGACGUUGUGGUUCACAGCAUAUCCAAGUACAUUAGCGGUGGGGCCGACAUCAUUGCAGGUGCUGUAUGUGGGCCAGCCAGCCUGGUGAAUGCCAUGAUGGAUCUUCAUCAAGGAACGCUUAUGUUAUUAGGCCCAACUAUGAACCCAAAAGUCGCUUUUGAACUUUCAGAAAGGAUUCCUCACUUGAGCCUCAGAAUGAAAGAGCACUGCAAUCGGGCCUUAGUGUAUGCUAACCGAAUGAAGAGACUAGGCUUGAAAGUAAUAUAUCCGGGCCUGGAAGAUCAUCCGGAUCAUGCUGUUCUGAAGUCUUUGGCAAAUAAAGAUUAUGGCUAUGGGGGAAUGCUAUGCGUGGAUAUGGAAACUGAGGAAAGGGCUAACCGUUUGAUGAAUUUGUUGCAGAAUUGCACUCAAUUUGGAUUCAUGGCGGUUAGCUUGGGGUACUACGAGACCCUUAUGUCUUGCUCUGGGAAUAGCACGAGCAGCGAAAUGAAUGCAGAAGAUAAGGCAUUGGCAGGCAUUUCGCCUGGGUUAGUGAGAAUGUCAAUUGGGUACAUUGGCACCUUGGAGCAGAAAUGGAAUCAGUUUGAGAAGGCACUUUCUCGAUUAAGUGAUUCUGGUUUAUUCCAGAAGAUGUAG
Fraxinus pennsylvanica is the source of this 1170-nucleotide messenger RNA. The record is from the annotation of a GenBank genome assembly. Lineage: Eukaryota; Viridiplantae; Streptophyta; Magnoliopsida; Lamiales; Oleaceae.